Molecule: messenger RNA, 773 nt
Organism: Bufo gargarizans (Asiatic toad)
Lineage: Eukaryota; Metazoa; Chordata; Amphibia; Anura; Bufonidae
Gene: DYNLT1
Product: dynein light chain Tctex-type 1
Exons: 5
Coding region: 131-472 (113 amino acids)
Biological process (GO): microtubule-based movement
Cellular component (GO): cytoplasm; cytoplasmic dynein complex
Molecular function (GO): dynein intermediate chain binding
Source: RefSeq, a predicted model, not a curated record
AUAUCACGUGACAGGUCAGGUUCUCUUUGGGCGUGGCUGCCUUGCGCGUCUGUGGCAACCGGCGGUAGGCGGGGUGGGGGUAGUAGUAACUAGCGGCCAGUGAGUGCGGGGAGGCCGGAGUGCGGGCAGCAUGGACGAGUUUCAGACAACGGAGGAGUCCUCAUUUGUUGUAGAUGAAGUGAGCAACAUCAUUAAAGAGUCAGUAGAAAGUGCCAUCGGAGGAAAUGCUUACCAGCACAACAAAGUCAAUCAGUGGACUACCAAUGUCGUGGAGCAAACUCUGAGCCAACUUACAAAACUGGGGAAGCCAUUCAAAUACAUCGUUACUUGUGUGAUCAUGCAAAAGAAUGGUGCCGGUCUUCAUACAGCGAGUUCUUGUUUUUGGGAUAACUCAACGGAUGGAAGCUGUACUGUGAGAUGGGAGAACAAGACGAUGUACUGUAUAGUCAGUGCCUUUGGACUUGCAAUUUGACAAUUUUCUUCUUUGUUCCAGUCAUUAAAUAAUUUUAUCAUUCUAUAUGUAUUUUACGUUGUACACACUUUGGAAUGUAUUGUGUUUUGUCUUUAUUUUUGUUUUUGUCAUCACAGUGUCACAAUGAACACUUUUUUUUCUUUUUCUUUCCAUGAAUUGAGCCUCUAUGUAAUUUGAGGUGCUAUAACCUGAAAGUGCCACUAUAAAACCUUUUAAAGGGAACCUGUCACUGGGAUUUUGGGUAUAGACCUGAGGACGUGGGCUGCUAGAUGGCCGCUAGCACAUCCGCAAAAUCCAUUCC